Xylona heveae TC161 is the source of this 945-nucleotide messenger RNA. RefSeq lists its product as hypothetical. Bases 1 to 945 code for a protein of 314 amino acids. The transcript has 6 exons. Gene Ontology annotation, biological process: intra-Golgi vesicle-mediated transport; endoplasmic reticulum to Golgi vesicle-mediated transport; retrograde vesicle-mediated transport, Golgi to endoplasmic reticulum. Gene Ontology annotation, molecular function: structural molecule activity; protein binding. Lineage: Eukaryota; Fungi; Ascomycota; Xylonomycetes; Xylonales; Xylonaceae. Gene Ontology annotation, cellular component: COPI vesicle coat. The record is from RefSeq and is a predicted model, not a curated record.
AUGGACCCUUUCUCUGCAGAAGGAGUCGCUAUUCUUGGAUCAGUCCAGCCCUGGGGGAAAACCCACCCAGCCAAAGCGCAUCAAUUGCUUAAUAUUCACAAUGCCUUUCAUCAGGGCCAGUAUCAAGCCGUCAUCGACUUCGACACCAGCUCUCUCUCUCCCGAGAACGCACUGGCCGCUCGAGUCCUACAGCUUCGCGCACAAAUUGCCCUUGGACAUGCAGAAGAUGUUCUUGCAGAUAUAGAGGGUGAAGAUGAUGAGGCCGAUCUUGCUGCCGUCAAAGUCGUGGCACAGUACGCUGCUGGCGAUCACGCAGGAGCUGUCUCGGCCGCCCAACAGCUGGCUGCUUCAUCAGCCGACAAUGCCACUGUUCAAGUUCUUGCUGGUACUGUUUUGCAGGCGGCUGGAAAGACCGACGAGGCGCUGGCGCUUCUGGCAAAACAUCAGGGGAGCCUUGAAGCCGUUGCCUUGACUGUUCAAAUCCACCUUCAGCAAAACCGGACCGACCUCGCCGUUAAGGAGGUGACAGCGGCAAAGAGAUGGGCUCAGGAUAGUUUGCUUGUAAAUUUGGCAGAGUCCUGGGUUGGUUUGAGAGUCGGAGGAGACAAAUACCAGCAGUCAUUCUACAUUUUUGAGGAGCUGGCUCAGGCGCCUUCGAGUUCCGCCGUCAAGAGUCUGGUCGGCCAAGCCGUGGCUGAGUUGCACUUGGGUCGGCUGCCUGAAGCCGAAGCUGCUCUGCAACAAGCUAUUGAGAGGGAGCCUGACAAUGCGGAAGUAAUUGCCAACACUGUGGUGCUCUCGGCUAUCCUAGGAAAGAGCGUGGAAGAACCAUUGUCGUCACUUCAGUCUGCAGCGCCCGAGCACCCGCUUCUGCAAGACAUUCAGGAAAAGAGCGAGCUGUUCGACAAAGCUGCAGCAAAGUAUACCCCCAAAGUUUCAUCAUAA